Molecule: messenger RNA, 2471 nt
Organism: Ostrea edulis (European flat oyster)
Lineage: Eukaryota; Metazoa; Mollusca; Bivalvia; Ostreida; Ostreidae
Product: tripartite motif-containing protein 45-like
Exons: 7
Coding region: 50-1507 (485 amino acids)
Biological process (GO): positive regulation of DNA-templated transcription
Cellular component (GO): nucleoplasm; chromatin
Molecular function (GO): zinc ion binding; ubiquitin-protein transferase activity
Source: RefSeq, a predicted model, not a curated record
UGCCAUUAAUUGACGAGUGCAGUUUUAAGAGUACAUAUACACAUUAUCAAUGGGUACCCUUGGCGGAAGUGUGUAUCAAAUCCAGAUGAACGCAAAAGGACCCAAGUCACAUACCUCCACGUCAGACUGGGAAUCUAAAUGUGAGCUAUGUCGCUCGCCCGCUGCAGUAGAGUGGAAAUGUCUAAACUGUUCCGAUUUCAUGUGUGCUAACUGCUACAAAAUCCACAAGCAUGGCAAAGUGACCAAGAUGCAUACGAUCAUCUCAAAGUCAAACCGGAACAACGAGACCACCCUACUUCACAGAAUCCGAUGCGAAAAGCACGAAGAAGAAAAUUUGGAAAUCUUCUGUGGAAAGUGUGACAAGGCGAUUUGCAAAGUAUGUCUUAUAACGGACCAUAAUGCGCAUAAUUUAGUUCAACUGGAGGCUAAAGCAGAACAAGAAAGAGUCAAUAUUAGGCAAUACAUCAGCGAGGUUUCGGCUUCCAAAAUUAAACACGUUCAAGAACUGAUCAAGAAUCAAGACGCUGCUAUCGAAACUUUCGCGCAGAAGGACGAAUCGGCUUCACGGGAUUUGGAAGCAAAGACGGAGAGGAUAAUUGGUAUUGUAAAAGAAAUAGGCAGCAAGCUGAAAACGGAGAAUGCUAGUCGUUUGGAAUCUAUGAAGAAGCACAAAAAGUCGCUAACAAAUGAAUUGGCGGAAAUUAAGAAGUCUGUAGAGGAAGCGGAAGCCAGUUUGCAGAGAGGAAACGCUCUAGAAAUAGUUCAGAAGUCAUAUUACUUCCAGAGAAAACUGAACACCAAGGUCCCAGAUAUACAUCAGCCGGUCUAUCACGAUUUCUCCAAGUUCAGAGUAGACAAAGAAAUUCUCAUGGCCUUGAAAAGAGAAUGCAAUGCAAGGUCAUACGAAAAAGAUUAUGGCGACCUGCUGGAGAAAAAUAAAUCCCUGCAACAAAAGCUUGACAAGAUGGCACUGGAAAGCGAGAAGCAGCAGAAAUCCCUCCAGUCCAAAUUGAAUGCUGUAACGACAAGAAAAACGAACAUGGAAAGAGAACUACGAAAUCUGAGGGAUUUGAACACACAGAUGGAACAAGAAAAGGAUGCAUGUAGAGAAUCAACAGCGGCCAACAACGACAGCACGGAGGCUCUGAAGAAUCAGGUGAUGAAGUUGCAGAUGGAUAUCGAAAGCUUGACGGAGAAAUUUAAUAGUUCUGUUGCGAGUCAGAGAUGCAGGGAUCUGGAAAAAGAAAACGAAAGGUUGCGAUCUGAAAAUAAUCGGAUUCAAAGGGAGACAGGAGCUACAAUUUUUAAACUCAAGAAAGAACUUCAGACCGCGAAAAAACAGACCAACAAAAAAGAUCCUGGUGAUAAAAUAAAUAAAGACAAAGGUCCACAGAUCUCUGCCAGACGCCCACAAACCGAAAAAAGUUCCAGAGGAUCCUCACGAAGAGACCAACCGACGACAGUAUCGGAGACUAAAGCGACACACACAGGAACGGAAGCUGCCUAGCAACAACAAGCCAUUCACUUUAUUUGCGGGGCAGCGGUAAAAGUGGCGUUAUUGAUUUGGAGUUACCUUUCUUUUACUCUUCCACAACUACAGUUUUUUCACGUGUCCUUGAGUUGUCUCUCUUUGUGUAUUAAAUAUUUUAGCAAAAAUAAUACUGCAAUAUUUUUUUUCUGUAUUAUCAAUCUGGUCCUCUAUACUUUAUGUAUGUAUUUUAUAAAAGGAGGUGUUUGUUAGAAUUGCUUGUGAAAAGAUAAUGAUAACAAUUUAAAUUUCAACAAUAAAUGUGCGAUUUUUGCUCUCCUUAGAUCAUCAGGUUCUUUAUUUUCCGAGUUUUAAAAUAAAUACAAAAACCAAUGUGUGAAUAAUGCGAUGCAUGUCCACGCUUUAAAGUUUUCCCUCCUAUAAAACAUGUUUAACAAUUGAAAAGCUAGCUAGUUUAAUGAGUCCCUGGGAUCACACUCGCCUCGGUGUAGAGAGGUAAUCAACCUUUAAUUAAAAGUUAAAAGUGGCAUUAGCAAUAAAAACUGCUUAAUUCUGAGUCUUUGUUAAAACGCUGUAAUGAGUUUAGAAUUAAGAAAAAAUAAAUCUUAGGGUCGAAAAGCUAGGGUAAGACCAUUGAUCGAAUUUUGUAAGAUGUCUUUGCACUGAAUUAUAUUUACUUCCUUGCUGUCUGGCGUGUUUCAUACUAAUUGUCAGGUCGUUCUUUAUACACACUGAUUUUGACUAUUUUCACAAAAAUUCAUUUAUUUUUUAUAAAGAUGGAGAUAAUGAGAAAUUUCAUACCCAGUGGAACACAUGAAACCUGAGAUCUCUCUCUCUCUCUCUCUCUCUCUCUCUCUCUCUCUCUCUCUCUCUCUUACAAAAUGAACAUUUCUGCUUCUUCACAUGGAACUUGUUAUAUUUAUAGUUACUGUAUCAUAAUAUUGUACAGAAUGUGCUCAGAAAAAAUAAAAACAUACUAAAA